AUGGCCAACUUCUACGAAGUGUUGGGGGUGCAGUCCAGUGCCUCUCCAGAGGAUAUCAAGAAAGCCUACCGUAAACUGGCCUUACGAUGGCACCCUGACAAGAACCCUGACAACAAGGAGGAGGCAGAGAAGAAGUUCAAGCAGGUGUCUGAGGCCUAUGAGGUUCUCUCUGACUCCAAGAAGCGCUCCCUGUAUGACCGCGCGGGCUGUGACAGUUGGCGGGCAGGUGGUGGGGCGAGCCCACACUACAACAGCCCCUUUGACACUGGUUACACCUUCCGAAACCCUGAGGAUAUCUUCCGCGAGUUUUUUGGUGGCCUAGACCCCUUCUCCUUUGACUUCUGGGACAACCCGUUCAACAGUGACCGUGAUGCCCGGGGCUGUGGUCUGCGUGGGGCCUUCUCAGCCGGCUUUGGCGAGUUCCCAGCCUUCAUGGAAGCCUUUUCAGCCUUUGACAACAUGCUGGGCCGUGGAGGGGGUGGCAGCCGCACCACCUUCUCGUCCACCUCCUUUGGGGGAGCUGGCUCAGGCAGCUCAGGGUACAAGUCAGUGAUGUCAUCCACUGAGAUGGUCAACGGACGGAAGAUCACCACCAAGCGCAUUGUGGAGAAUGGUCAGGAACGUGUGGAGGUUGAGGAGGAUGGGCAACUCAAGUCAGUGACCGUUAAUGGCAAGGAGCAGCUCAAACGGGUGGACAGCAAGUAA
Molecule: messenger RNA, 705 nt
Organism: Chrysochloris asiatica (Cape golden mole)
Lineage: Eukaryota; Metazoa; Chordata; Mammalia; Afrosoricida; Chrysochloridae
Gene: DNAJB8
Product: DnaJ (Hsp40) homolog, subfamily B, member 8
Exons: 1
Coding region: 1-705 (234 amino acids)
Biological process (GO): protein refolding; positive regulation of proteasomal ubiquitin-dependent protein catabolic process
Cellular component (GO): endoplasmic reticulum membrane; cytosol
Molecular function (GO): Hsp70 protein binding; ATPase activator activity
Source: RefSeq, a predicted model, not a curated record